Eimeria mitis is the source of this 1242-nucleotide messenger RNA. Its product is annotated as Conserved Plasmodium protein, related. The record is from RefSeq and is a predicted model, not a curated record. The transcript has 3 exons. NCBI's taxonomy places the organism in Eukaryota, Apicomplexa, Conoidasida, Eucoccidiorida, Eimeriidae. Bases 1 to 1242 code for a protein of 413 amino acids. Gene Ontology annotation, molecular function: carbonate dehydratase activity; zinc ion binding.
AUGACGCUGUUUCCACUUACGUUCAUCUUUACUUAUUCCAUUUUGCUUAUUGGGGCAUAUGCAGGCAAAUGGAACAAUCAAACAAGCUCUCUUCUGUCUCCUGAAUAUCUUUCGGCUUUGGGUGCUAACGAAGCUGCCCGGCGAGCGAACGCCAGCCGCAGCGAGACUUCAAACUUGAGAGGAGAGACACUCUCUGCUCACUCUCUAGUGCAGCAGUGGGUGCAGAGACAGCAUCAGGUGUCUUCCACAACAGGCACUAUUCCACAGCUGGGAGUUAUCGCAGAGUCCGAAUGGGACUACAAAGAACACGGGGCUGACUGGACACAAGGAAAGUGCAAGACAGGCACACGCCAAUCUCCCGUUGAUUUGCACAUUGAAGGAUUAGAGGAACCUCCACAGAAGAACAUGACACAACUGUAUCUGAGUGCUUUCUCUGGCGAGCGAGCAGCCUCGAUGCCCAGCAAGCUCUGGAAGAAGGGAGACUUCUUUUACACUUACCCUAACCAGCUCAGCAAUGUUUUGUUGUACAGAACAGACAAGAGCAGCGUCAACCUGCCCGAAGUGGAGCGCGUGGUGGCUGAGAACAGCAAAGGCGGCAAGGACCCUUCUCUUCCUUCUUCGCACUGGAGAGUUAUUUCUUUGACUUUCAUGAGCGAAGAACUCGACCAGGCCAGUCUUGAAGAACUGAGGGGACUCCCAUCUGAAAAACUGUUGAGGACGCUACUAAUGGCAGACAUUUCAAACAAACAGGCUCAAGGAGAUUCUCAAUUACUUGAGCUCCCUCACCCUUUGAACCUGCAGUCCCUGAUGAUGAUGUUACAACUGACAAAUCAGGAGUUCUUUGCUUACGACGGGAGCCACACUAUGCCUGGAUGUGAAGAGAACGUCAGGUGGUAUGUCGCCCGCCAGCCUUUGCCCGUCGCUACAGAUACCAUGCUAAGGUUCUACAAAAUGUUAAAUCCCAAGACUCUGAAGUCGGUUAAAGAAAAAGACGGGAACUUCCGCGAGCUCCAAAAUGUCGAAGGCAACAUGCAUAACGACGGGAACGUUUUCCUAGUGCAGGGUUUUCCUCUACAAGUGCUCAUUGCUGAUAGCUUGGGAUUUACAAACAUGUCAGAUCAGGCAGAAGUCAACGCCAGCACCUUCCAGGGAUGGUUUCAAGAGAGCAAAGCUGUUUCUACGCCAACUUGCUUAUCCUUGUUGGCUGUUACGCUGUCACUUGUUGCGGGCUUGCUAUUGUGA